AUGUUACAGAAAUAAUUUGAAGAGGAAGAAGAGAGAAGUAAAGAAUUCUUAGCUAAAUUGAACUAAAUAAAAAAAGUAUUUUUAUCAAUUGAAGUCAAUAGGUGUCUAAGGAUAUGAAAAAUAAGAAUGUUUAAUCAGUUUAAAGAUAAGAAUGGUCGAAAGAAUAUUUGUAAUUGAUGAAAGUAGAGAGAAUGCUUAAUAUUGAUUUGGAAUCAAAAUUACUUCUUUUAGAGAUCUAAUCUGAAUUACCUAAAUUUUGUUUAGCUGCUUUAUUGGAAUAAGGAGCACAAAAUUACAAAUAAGUAAAAGAAGAAUUGAUUUAUUAAUUACAAAAUUUAAAGAAGAUUCAACUUUAAUUGAAGAAAGAAUAAUUACCUAGAUUAGAUAAGAAGAUUAAUAAUGAAUCAUCUUAAUUCAAAGAAUUAGCAUUUUCAUUUAAAGAUUAUUUACAAUAAAUGAUUUCUAAAUUAGAAAUAGAAUAUUAAAAAGAAUCUACAAUAGUUGAUGAAGAGAAUGAAGAAACCUUAGAUAUGCAAUAAUGUAAUGUGGCUAUAUGCAAUUCAUUCCGAGCUAGAAUAGAAUAAGAAUAUUUAAAUGACAGUAUUGUAAUUUAAAUCAAACCAUUUAGAAUUGAUCUUAUAUGCUUAAAAUUGUGAUGAUGAGGAAUUACAGAUUCUUGAAAAUUAUGCCAAGGCUUUAGAGUAUCUUUAUGAGAGAUAUCAAUUAGAAAUAUAGAAACUUACUCCAAAAGAGAGGAUAGAAGUAAGUGAAGAAAUGUUAUAUUUGGGAUCAUCAAAUAGUUUACAUAGUAUGUAAAGAUUAAUGCUUCAUUUUCCAAAAAAGAGUCGUCCUGAAUUAUAAGAAGCUGUAGAUUAUAUUAGAAAAUAAAAAGAUAUAAAUAAGAGAUUGAUAAUUUUAUAACGUAAUUGGAAGAUUGAAUAUUCAGUAAUCUAUUUAUAUAAUAGUUUUAGUAAUUACAAAAUAAAUCAGAAUAAUUAUUAAAUGAUAUGCAAUAAAACAAAAUUUAAAAAAAUUAAAGAUGGAUGGAAUAUUUAUAAUUAAAGCAAUAAAGAAUUAGAAUAGCAGAAGAAUUAGAAGAGAAGUAUAUAUUAUUAAUUAUUAUAGACGUAUUGAAUAUGAAAAGAAAUAAUAAAUUUUAUAACAAUAAAAAGAAGAGGAAAGAGAAUAAUAAGAAUAAUUAGAUUAAGCAAAACAUGAUGAAUGGUUAAAACAUAAAGCUGAAAUUGCAGAGAUUGCUCUAUCUUAUCAGGCAGAAAAGGAAUAAAAGAGACAAUAAUUUUUAAUAUAAUAAUAAUAAUAAGCAGAAAUAAUAAAGAAAUAAUAAUUACAAUAAAUUGAAUAAGCAAAACCAAGAGUACAAUAAAGAUAAGAGAAAGAAGUAGGAAAAAGAGAGGAUAAAAAAUUAAAAUAAGAAAUUAAGAAAUUGGAACCUGAAUUGAAAGCUUAAAGAAUUGAGGAUGCAAUCAAUAGAUACAGUAUCAGACCAAAUGUUGAUAAGGAUUUUUAGAGAUUAAUUAGUGAAACUGAAACCAGAUAAUUGCGAAAACAAACAAAAUACGAUAAAGCUGAUAAAAUUCCUUUAGUAAUCAUAUUAAAUAUUGUGCAAAGUCUAAUGUUACAGGAUUUAAUAUCAAUUAAUUAAUGUCAGAUAUGAGAUAUCGAUUAUAAGUUGCUUUGAAUGAUGCAGGAAUAGGGUAGACUGCUUAUGCUCGUGAAGUUAUUCUAGGUAUGAGCAAACCAUAAUGA
Messenger RNA from Paramecium pentaurelia, 1767 nucleotides. Lineage: Eukaryota; Ciliophora; Oligohymenophorea; Peniculida; Parameciidae. The record is from the annotation of a GenBank genome assembly.